This is a messenger RNA of Paramecium octaurelia, 528 nucleotides long. Lineage: Eukaryota; Ciliophora; Oligohymenophorea; Peniculida; Parameciidae. The record is from the annotation of a GenBank genome assembly.
AUGUAAAAAAAUAUUAGAAAUUAUCAUUAUAAUGGGAAUAUAAUGACAUACAAAUUUCCUCAAUCUAAAAUAAAAGUUUCGAAUUACACAUCAAACAAAAUGAGGACAUAACCAGAAAAAUACUAGAAUAAUUUCCACCCAUAUACCUCAAUAAGUGAAGUAAAUCAUUAUGAAAAAAUAAAACAAAUCACCUUGAGUUUAGAAAGGAAAAAUUAAAAUUUUGUUUGUAAACCGCCUAUUAUAUACAGCUGUGAGAUUCCAAAUAACUAUUUUAUCUGGAAUCAAAAAAAAAGUCUGCCCAUAAGACAUCUUCUUCCCUAUAAACUAAAACAUUAAGAGAAAAUAUCAUUUUUGAAUGACCUUUCAAAAGAUUUCUAAACCAAAAGGCAUUCAGAGAGAUAUAGUAAUUCAUGUCGAAGCAAAGGCACGACAUAAUUAAAAUAACAACCAUAAUCAAAAACAUCCUCAAAAGAUCUAGCAUUUGAGCCUAAGGGGUGGACUAAUAAAAGCUCUCAGAGUCUCUUAUGA